Messenger RNA from Strongylus vulgaris, 240 nucleotides. Lineage: Eukaryota; Metazoa; Nematoda; Chromadorea; Rhabditida; Strongylidae. The record is from the annotation of a GenBank genome assembly.
AUGGGAGGCAUCACCCCUUACACACCAUAUAGCCAGAAUUCGCACUAUACACCGCCUAUAACCACCAUUCGGAAUCAAGUGUCCAUACCGAUGGAACACGAACCGCGACGCGUUGGAUUGCCGAUACGACGAGAUUCCACAGAUGUUGAGCCACGCCCCUAUCAACGACGAAUAGAUGAACCGCAAAUUAAGUACAGCCCUGACUCGACCUCUCCCUACACGAGAAGCCUUGAAGUUUAG